Molecule: messenger RNA, 5131 nt
Organism: Danio aesculapii
Lineage: Eukaryota; Metazoa; Chordata; Actinopteri; Cypriniformes; Danionidae
Gene: crispld2
Product: cysteine-rich secretory protein LCCL domain containing 2
Exons: 15
Coding region: 251-1771 (506 amino acids)
Cellular component (GO): extracellular region
Source: RefSeq, a predicted model, not a curated record
GGAGAUUUGCCAGGAACACAGCCUUCCUCAGCCUCCCCUCCUCUUCUUCACGCUAUAAAAGGCUCUGAGCAGCUUCCACAGGGUCAGUCCGAGACACCGGCUUCCAGACAGACUCCACUACUCACACACUUGUUUGACUUUCAAGGAAAGUACUCUGGGCUGAGCUGGAAGCACUCGAGAAUAGCAAGACUCGGAAUAAGAUUUUUGAGAACAGAGUCUACUGUAGAGUCCUGAAAUCAUCAACGCUGCAAUGCACGCUCUGGUUUCCAUCGCUCUGCUGUUUCUCGGAGUCAGUUUGUCGGCUUCGCUCUUCCUCCCCGAUUCCCUGGAGCUCAGUCAGUUAAUGCAGCGCUACCAGGAGGAGCUGGAGCCCAACAGCACUAAACCUGAUGCUCCUGUCCGAACCCGCAGAGCCAUCGAGUGGUCGGACCGAGAGGAGAUCCUGAAGCUGCACAACAAGCUGAGAGGAGAGGUUCAACCCACUGCCUCCAACAUGGAGUACAUGAUUUGGGAUGAUGAAUUGGAGAGGUCAGCGACUUCUUGGGCAGAGCAGUGCCAAUGGGAACAUGGACCUCAGGAUCUACUGAUGUCCAUCGGGCAGAACCUGGCAGUGCACUGGGGAAGGUACCGCUCUCCUGCCUACCAUGUUCAAGCAUGGUACGAUGAGGAGAAGGACUACACUUAUCCUUACCCACACGAGUGCAACCCCUGGUGCCCGGAGCGCUGUUCUGGCCCCAUGUGCACCCACUACACACAACUGGUCUGGGCCACGACCAAUCGUGUGGGGUGUGCCGUGCACGUGUGUCCCCGUAUGAACGUAUGGGGAGAGAUCUGGGAGAACGCCGUGUAUCUCGUCUGCAACUAUUCACCCAAGGGAAAUUGGAUCGGGGAAGCACCAUACCAACAUGGCCGCUCCUGUUCCCAGUGCCCACCAAGCUAUGGAGGAGUCUGUAGAGACAACCUCUGUUAUAAGGGAGACUCUGAACGUCACGAGACUCCAGAUAUGAAUGAGGUGGAAAAACCUCAGGAGCCGAUUCAGCCCCGAACUACUCCCCCCAAACCCCAGCCCAAACCGUCAUCGCCCAAAAAACCUGCAAAUGCCAAACCUUCCUCACCAAAGACCACCAGAAAUCUGGCCCAAAAUAUCAAGUGUGAGACAAAAAUGAGAGACAAGUGUAAAGGAGCAACCUGCAAUAGGUACAACUGCCCAGCAAACUGCUUAAAUAAAAAGGGGAAAGUAUGGGGAACGCUGUAUUAUGACGUUCAAUCAAGUAUUUGCCGUGCUGCUAUUCACCAUGGAGUAAUUGAUAACAAUGGAGGCCUUGUGGACGUCACUAGAAAAGACAGCUUCCCGUUCUUUGUAAAGGCAACCAAAAACGGUGUCGAAUCCUUUAGUAAAUAUAAAGCUGGCAAUGCAUUUAUGGUGUCAAACGUGGAAGAGCAAACAAUAGACUGCUACGCUACAGUGGCUGAGAUUUGUCCCUUCAAGUCGACCACCUCGCAUUGUCCAAGAGUGUUCUGCCCUGCAAACUGCAUUAAUGAACCUUCAUAUUGGGCUCCAGUGGUCGGCAGCAACAUCUACGCUGAUGGCUCCAGUAUCUGCCGAGCGGCAAUCCACGCUGGAGUGAUCAAAGCCAGCGGAGGAUAUCUGGAUCUCCUGGCUCUGGAUAAGAGGAAAACUUACACCGGCACCUUGAAGAAUGGCAUUCAGUCGGAGAGUAAAUCCAAUACAGAAGGUGGUUCUUUCCGUGUGUUUGCUGUCAGAGAGUGAGAUGCCUCUGAUGGGACACAAAAAGUCUCCUGAUUUGCUUUAGAAGGACAGGACAUGUCAACGUGGAAUGUAACUCUUCACAUUCGCUGCCGUUUGGAGGAAAGACGCCUUUUACCGAAGACCAAAGGAUCCUUCAGUCUUUCUGCUAUUCAAUCAACGGGCUUCCAGAGGUUUUAUAUACAGUACAAUUUCGAACGAUCUCAUUGUAUCAUAUCGACCGCAUUCUCUUAACAACAUGCAGUGCGGUAGGAAUGGUGUUUUAACAGCGGUGCUGGUUUUAAUCGUUGUUGAUUUUGAUUUUCAGAUCAAGUUUUUUUUUUUAGAUUUUUUUAAAAGUGUUUUAAAUAUAUGCGAAAUCGCUCAUUUGUCAUUCAGAAUGAUUAUUGAUCACCGUGUAUUUAACCUGUACAGAUUUUAUAUUGAAUUCCUCAUAUGUUUUUUAACUUUUUUACUUUAUUUAAAAGAAUGUUUUUGGAAGCCAAACCGGGAACAGAGCUCAACAUUCGCAAAAAAAAAAGUUACUUUUGCUUCUUAUUCAAACUACUUAUUUUAAAUGAGUUGAAUCAACACAAUUCCUAUGUUCUUUUGGGGGAGACAACUUAAAUGUUUUAUGUUCAAUCCACUUAAAUUUGUAAACACGAUUAAGUUACUUUAUCGGUUUGUGUUGGGACAACAUAAAGGAAUUGUGUGGAACCCUGCUUCUUUUAAAUAUAUAUACUUUAUUGCACAGACAAGUAAAAUACAGAAAUAUACAACAGAAAACAACACAUUGUCUGCAUUUUACCCUGCAUUUCUAGUGUUUACAAUCUACUUUUUUAAAAAAGUAUUUAUUGGACAAAAUCCUCUGCUCUGAACCAAACAGAGACUAAUUAAAACAUUACAAAUCGUAACAAAUGCUUUAUUCAUUCAUUCUCUUUUCGGCUUAGUCCCUAUAUUAAUCCGGGGUCGCCACAGUAGAGUAAACCACCAACUUAUCCAGCACAUGUGUUACGCAGCGGAUGCCCUUCCAGCCGCAACCCAUCUCUGGGAAAUAUCCAUACACACACACUACAGACAAUUUAGCCUUCCCAAUUCACCUGUACCGCAUGUCUUUGGACUGUGGGGGAAACCAGAGCACACCCACGCGAACGCAGGGAGAACAUGCAAACUCCACACAGAAACGCCAACUGACCCAGCCGAGGCUUGAACCAGCGACCUUCUUGCACUACCUACUGCGCCACUGCGUAGCCAGAAAUGCUUUAAUGUUAAAACUAAUUUCUCUGUAAAGUAUAUGAAUGUUAUUAACCUCCCAGUUGUGCCUAACUCUCAAACUUUGUUUAAAAUGAGCUGAAACAACACUAUUAUUGAGAUUUUGUUGAGACAACUUAAUUUUUUUAUGUUCAAUCCACUUAAAUUGGUUAAAUCUGUAAAGUUAACUUAAUCGAUUUGUGUUAGGACAUUCAUUCAUUCAUUUUCCUUCAGCUUAGCCGCUUUAUUCAUUAGGGGUCGCCACAGCGGAAUGAACCACUAAUUCAUUCCAGCAUGUUUUACGCAGUGGAAUUCCCUUCAAGCUGCAACCCAGUACUGGGAAACACCAUACACUCUCACAUUCACACACAUUCUCAUACACUAUGGCCAAUUUCAGUCAUUUCUUUUUGGCUUAGUCCCUUUAUUAAUCAGGGGUCGCCGCAGCGGAAUGAACCGCCAACUUAUCCAACAAAUGUUUUACGCCGCGGAUGCCCUUCCAGACGCAAUUUAGUACUGGGAAACACCCAUACACUCUCACAUACACACUCUCAUACACUACGGACAAUUUAGUUUAUUCAACUCACCUGUAACGCAUGUGUUUGGGACUGUGGGGGAAUCCGGAGCACCCGGACGAAACCUACAGCAACAUGAGGAGAGUAUGCAAACUCCACACAGAAAUGCCAACUGACCCAAUCGGGACUCAAACCUGCAACCUUCUUGCUGUGAGGCAACAGUGCUAACCACUGAGCCACCGUGCCGUGUGUUGGGACAAUAUGAAUGAAUUGUGUGGAACCAGUGAAUAGCGGUUGUAUUUAAGUGUGUAAAGUGCAUUAAGAGGGAUCUGUUAGACCUGGACUGUGCAAAUAGACGCAGAAAAAUGGGAAAGGAGAAGAAAAAAAAGAGGCAGACCUCCAAGCAAAAGAGACCUUUCCUUCAUAAUGCAUGUGAGCCUUCCAGAAUCAACACUGCUCAGCCAUUAUGGUGAAGGUGCAAAAACACUGAAACAAUGUGGCGUCCCUGGACAAUUCAGAGUCAGCGAGUGCAUGUUUAGGCUCAUCUUUCAUUAUAGUACCUUCAUUUUUUGUUAUUUAUUAUUAUGCCUCCUUCGGCCUCUGCAUAUUCUGUGGAGCGGAACCAAAUAUUUAUGAACGUGACACCUGAUAUGUGCUCGCUUGAGAGUAGUUUGUAACAUAUUCCUGUUUAGUUAAACGCUAUAUACAAUACAAACCAGAGUCCCGUCAUUACUGCCAAAAGAAAUUUCAUUAGAUUUUUUUUUCCUCCUUCCUUCAACUUAGCCCCUUAUGCAUCAGGGAUCGCCACAGCUGAAUGAACCGCUAACUAUUCCAGUGUAUGUUUUACACAGCAGAUGCCCUUCCAGCUGCAACCCAGUACUGGGAAACACCUAUACACACUCACAUUCACACACUUAUACACUACGAGCAAUUUAGUUGAUUCAAUUCACCUACAACGCAUGUGUUUGGACUGUGGGGGAAACCGGAGCACCCGGAGGAAACCCACAUGAACACGGGGGGAACAUGCAAACUCCACACUGAAAUGCCAUCUGACCCAGUCGGGACUCAAACCAGCGACCUUCUUGCUAUGAGGUGACAGUGCUAACCACUGAGCCACCGAACAUCCAUUUGUUUAAAACACUUUUAUACGGCGACGUAAUAAAAAGGUACUUAAGCUGAAAGCAACUAAAGCCGUGCCUUCUGAGAGGAAAGAGACGGCUGUUUGUCGGCUUAUCUUAAUGCAUAUUUCUCAGUUGGAUCACGUUCAGAGUUCAGGAUUUGGAUGAAUGUGGAUGUUCUUAUAAGGAAUAAGGGCCGUGGAGCACAAUAAUCCCUUUCAAGGCUUCCGCAUGUUUUUUCGCAGAUUUUUUACUCUUCACCCACACUGUAAAAAGCGAUUAGUUGACGUUACUUUAAAAAAAACCCCAGUAAAUUCAUUGUCUAAUAAGUAUUAAGUAAACAAACUAUGUGCAUAGUCAUAAAUGUUAAGUUUACUGAAUUUUUCCCAGUACUGUGUUGCGGCUGGAAGGGCAUCCGCUGUGUGAAACAUAUGCUGGAAUAGUUGGCGGUUCAUUCCGCUGUGGCGACCCCUAAUAAAUAAGGGACUUAUUAUUAUUAUUAU